Saccostrea cuccullata (small rock oyster) is the source of this 3571-nucleotide messenger RNA. RefSeq names its product protein ERGIC-53-like. Gene Ontology annotation, cellular component: endoplasmic reticulum membrane; endoplasmic reticulum-Golgi intermediate compartment; Golgi membrane. Gene Ontology annotation, biological process: endoplasmic reticulum to Golgi vesicle-mediated transport. Gene Ontology annotation, molecular function: D-mannose binding. The coding region runs from base 62 to 1549 and encodes 495 amino acids. The record is from RefSeq and is a predicted model, not a curated record. The transcript is spliced from 15 exons. NCBI's taxonomy places the organism in Eukaryota, Metazoa, Mollusca, Bivalvia, Ostreida, Ostreidae.
UUUACGCUAGACGGCGCAUUGUACUUUCCUUCCGUUACAGUUUUAGCGAACGUCAAGCGCGAUGCUGUCUACAGUGGUAGUUGCGUGUUCUUUAAUUUUUCUAGCUUAUGGAGCGCAACUGAAGCCUAGAUUUGAAUACAAAUACAGCUUUAAGGGCCCCCACCUGACCCAGAGCAACAAAAGCAUCCCUUUCUGGGAUUACGGAGGAGAUGCCAUCGCUGGAGAUGAUAACAUUAGAUUGGCGCCCUCUAUCAGAAGCAAGAGAGGUUGGGUGUGGACAAAUCUGAAAACUAACUUUAACCAGUGGUCAGUGGAAUGUGUCUUCAAGGUCACAGGUCGAGGCCGAGUUGGUGCAGAUGGACUGGGUGUGUGGUUUACGGAGGACAAAGGUCAGGAGGGACCAGUUUUUGGGAACCAGGAUAUGUGGAGGGGACUGGGUGUGUUUAUGGACUCCUUUGAUAAUGACGGACAGCACAACAACCCAUACAUUAUGGCAAUGGUUAACGAUGGAACUCAACAGUAUGACCACCAGAGUGAUGGUUCCCAGCAACAGCUUGGUGGAUGUCUACGUGAUUUCAGAAACAAGCCGUACCCAGUCAGAGUCAAGAUAGAGUACUACAACAAAAUCCUUACAGUAUUUGUGAACAAUGGUCUGACCAAUAACAAGGACGAUUUUGAGCUGUGCCUGAGACAGGAGAAUGUUAAUCUACCAGACAGUGGGUACUUUGGUGUCACAGCUGCCACCGGUGGACUAGCAGAUGAUCACGAUGUUCUUGCCUUCCUUACCCAUUCUCUACAUUCCCAAGAUGAACAGCCAGCCAAUCAGGUGCCGGAGCAGGAGAGACAGAAAUACGAAAAAGAGUUUGACGAUUACUACAAAGAACUGGAACAAGCUAAAGAAAACUACCAAAAACAGCAUCCAGGAAAAUCGCCAGGGGAAUUUGAAUCAAUGUUUGAGGCCCAGGAGGACCGGGAACUGAGGAUGAUAUUUGACGGACAGAACGAGAUGCACAACACGCUGAAGGAACUUAACAGGAAGUUAGAUGAGCUGAUGGGAAGACAGGAAAUGGUUUUAUCUCGCGUCAGUCAGCUGACCGGCGGGAACGUCCAGGUGUCACCGGGUGGUGGAGCCCCUCCCAUUAUCCCAGAAUCCAUCAAACGUCACGAGGUGGACCAGGUGCUGAACAAUCAGGCCCAGAUCAUGAACGACGCCAGAGAUAUCAAACAAGUGAUGUAUGAUGUACAACAGAGAGCUGGUACGAUCCAGGGCAGUCUGGGUGGUGGAGGGGGAGGAUCACAGGGGGGUGGGGGAAUCCCUCAGGAUAUACAGAACAUUAUAUAUAAACUACACGAGAACAUGAACUAUGUCAGGACGGACCUGUCCAACGUCGCCAGUAGACCACAGGGACAGAUGAACUGCCCAGAAGUCCAGGCUAACUGUGUGUCUCCAAUGCUAUUUUUCCUGGCUAUAGGUUUACAACUUCUAUUUAUAGUGGGAUACAUGGUGUAUAGAUCUAACAAAGAAGCACAAGCCAAGAAAUUUUACUAGGUUCUAAGUUUUUUAUUAAAUUGUUAUAAGCUUAAAAAAUGAUAAGGUGCAUUUACAGAAUGGAGAAAUUGCGAGAUCUGAAAAGAACAAUAACUCAGUAUGCAAGAGUUAUCUUUCUUAUAGUAAGAACCAUCCUGAGAGGUUUACUGGAUGUUUGUAGAUCUAGUUAAUCCCCCAAACUGUGUUGACAUGUACAUUUAAUGAAAUCUAUUUAUUAACAAAUUGUUAUGACGAUACAAAUUGGCCAAAUUAACCGUAAGGAUACCAGUAAAUACUUAUAGAGUUGUGGUAUUGUUCAUCAUAGGAAUUAUUAAUGUCUCAUGUUGUUGAUUUUAAAUUGUAACUGACUAAGUAAUUUUGUUGGCUGUACUUAUCAGGUCAUUGUUUUGAUGACAAGUGUCUUUAAAAAAAAAUUUAAAAGUGUAAUUUUCAAAAGGUACUAAAACAAUUACGAAUGUUGUAAAAUUAUUUGAAAUAUAUACUUAGAGAGAUAUACAUAUAUUAAAUGUUGGAUCUUUUUUGAGGUCGUAUUAUAUAUUUGUUGCAUUGAGAUAAUUGUGCCAUUGAGAUAAUUAUUAUCUGCCCAGUGGCGAUGUAUGAUCUGGCAUUUAUAGAUAUUCCAGAGGAAAUUGUGAACUGUACUUUGUAAAUUAGUCAGUGUCCACCUGAUUUAAUAGAUUUUUUUUAAUACUAAAAUUUAAUUUCUAUAUCAAAUUCAAAAUUUCUUUCUUAUCCAAUAAAUCAUGGGUUUAAUUGCAAGACUAAUUCCUCAUAAAUUUGUUGUACAAUUUCAAUAAUUAUUUUUUGGCAUUUUCUAAGGAAUAUAACUUUUUUGGAAAACUGCAAACAAAUUUUUAAAAUUGUGAAAAUGUAUGUGUAUUUGUGUUUGAAUGUGUAGAGAAUGUAAGAUUUUUAAAAGCCUAAAAAUUAUGAUUUUAACAUUCCAGGUCAGAGAUAGUACAUAUUCAAUGUCUCUCUUUUACAGAGCCAUUGAUAUAACAUGUUGUUUUAUGAUGAAUCAAAUGUGACAUGUAUGAAAGCGACAUUGUCAAUUUUCAUAUUGCUUAAAUGGAAAUGUCUGAUGCAUGUGUGAGAGAGGUUUACUGUCAUUUCACAUUAAAUGGCUAUACGUGUAAAUUUUCAGAGUAGCAUUUACAUUUUAUAUUCCUAUUUAAAUUCUUUUAUAAAACCACCACCUUGAUGUUAGAGAAAUACCCCAAGUACAAAAUAAUAUUUUAACUUAAUCCAUAACUUUGUGGAGUCAGUGUUAGUUAUGUGCUUUUUCUUCUUUUUGAUCAGCAUUUAAGGAAAACAUUAAAAAUUGAUCUUUUUUAAUCAUUGUGAUUAUGCAAAAAAAAUUUAUAGAGUAGAUUUAGAACAAAAUGUACUUGUUAAUGAAGAGCUUUUGACAUUUUUAUAAUUUAGAAUAGUCAAUAGAUUUGGUGCUAACUUUGAGCUUCCCACCAUUGUUUGAUAUUUAAUAAUCUAGAAAUUUUAUCUUACAGGUGAAAUUGACAUUAAAACCCUAGUAUUUUUUUUCUUGCUUGAUGGUUUUGAAAGGUACUAAUCUUUCUGUGGUACUACAUCUGCCCCAGAAAUUUCAGUGUGCACUUUUGUUUCUCGGCUUUGGUAACCUUCAAAGGUAGAUAUACAAUUUUAUUUAAAUGCAAGACUUUCUCAUUUAUAUAUUUGUGCCCCCUCCUCAUGUUAUAUGUAGGAAACUUUAAAAUCAAAGCAAUGUUCUUUUCUCGUCAAAAAUAGUUAUUAAUACAAAUCUUAAUUGUUUUUUUCUGUAUUUUCGUCCUGUGCAGCCUUACAUAUUUUGGAACCUCUUUAACCCCCCAGUGUGUUGCCCCCCCCCCCCACCCCCACCUUUUCCUAGUCAUGAUGUCCAUUAGUCAGUGAGAGAGGAGAGUGAUUGUGCUACAUUUACCUGUGACAUGUCUGUCUGUGUUAUAUUGUAUAUGUCUUCAUCCAUGUCUGGUAAAUGGUUUAUAUUUAUUAAUAAAGAACAGUAAAUCU